Molecule: messenger RNA, 800 nt
Organism: Paramuricea clavata
Lineage: Eukaryota; Metazoa; Cnidaria; Anthozoa; Malacalcyonacea; Plexauridae
Source: the annotation of a GenBank genome assembly
AUGCUUUUUAAUGCUACAACUCUAUGCCAGAAAGCGUUGUUAAACAAAGAAGAGUAUCGUCCUGGAUCAUCAAGAGUCUUUAAAUGUUCAAAACGGAGAUUUUUAAAGUCAGUUGUGCAAUACACUACAAAUGGCAUCUCGACCUUCAACCCAACUCAUACAAAUAUUGAGCUGCUGAUUUCUGGUGAUGUAGAGCGAAACCCAGGUGAUGGCGUUGAUAAUUAUGAUGCUACACAAGUAAAGUUGCCGGAUAAAGGCCUAAGAAUUGGUCAAUGGAACGUUCAGCACUUAACAGACUCGAAGUUUGAACAGAUAAAUUUAAUUUUGAGUACAUGCAAUAACAUCGAUAUCUUAUUCUUAUUGGAAACAUUUCUUAAGCCUUCGAAGCCUGAUUCAGUGUAUAAUAUUCCUGGCUACAGUUUAUAUCGGAAAGAUAGACAUGGGGCGAAAGCUGGUGGUGGCUUAUUGAUGUAUGUUGCUGACAGAGUCAAAGCGAAAAGAAGAUACGAGCUCGAAGAUAACUUCGUCGAAUCAUUUUGGUUCAAUGUGUGCCCUCAUAACUCGAACAGACCAAUUUUAGUAGGGGCUCUUUACCGUCCACCCUCUGCAAAUGCAGACGCUGACUUAAAUAUCGAAAAUCAUAUUGAAUCAGUGUAUCUAAAGAGUAAAGAGAUAAUUUUGGUCGGUGAUUUCAACAUCAACUAUCUGGAUCAGAGUUAUUCUAAGCAUCGAUUAGCUAAGUUUUUUAAGGGUCUGAAUAUGUCUCAGCAUGUGAAAGUUGUUACAAGACCAGCUAGCGA